Penicillium odoratum is the source of this 297-nucleotide messenger RNA. Its product is annotated as Sm-like protein LSM2. The record is from RefSeq and is a predicted model, not a curated record. Gene Ontology annotation, biological process: mRNA splicing, via spliceosome. Gene Ontology annotation, cellular component: catalytic step 2 spliceosome; P-body; Lsm1-7-Pat1 complex. The transcript is spliced from 3 exons. Gene Ontology annotation, molecular function: RNA binding. Lineage: Eukaryota; Fungi; Ascomycota; Eurotiomycetes; Eurotiales; Aspergillaceae. Bases 1 to 297 code for a protein of 98 amino acids.
AUGCUUUUCUUCAGCUUCUUCAAGACCCUUACCAACCAGACUGUCACUAUCGAGCUUAAAAAUGACAUCCGCAUCCGUGGAAUCCUCAAGUCGGUCGACCAGUACCUGAACAUCAAGUUGGACGACGUGGAGGUGUUGGAUCUGGACAAGUACCCCCACCUGUCAUCGGUGAAGAACAUGUUCAUCCGAGGUAGUGUGGUGCGAUAUGUGAUGUUGCCACGGUCGGAGGUUGACGUGGGAUUGUUGGAGGAUGCCACACGGCGGGAGGCUGCCAACCAGGUGGGCAAGGCUCGGUAA